This is a messenger RNA of Scutellospora calospora, 905 nucleotides long. The record is from the annotation of a GenBank genome assembly. Lineage: Eukaryota; Fungi; Glomeromycota; Glomeromycetes; Diversisporales; Gigasporaceae.
CUGAACUUAAAGUUGUUAUAUAUAACAUGGUCCAAGUUAAAGCGAAAACUUUGACACGAACACAAAGGUUUUUAUUACUAUAUCCUGAUAUUUCAGUCUUUCAAUGGAGUUAUAAAUGGUUAGAUGGGUUUAUGAACUACUAUAAUUUGAACUAUGAUGAAAAGCAGCAGGAAUUUUUAAGUUUUGUUCUUUUUCAACGAAUGAAAUAUGAAUACUCUUUAAAUCUAAUCAGUAAUAUGGAUGAAACACUACUCUCAUUUGACUUGCCAAACAAUUUUACAAUUGAUGAAACUGGAGCUCGCAGUAUUAGUAUUAGAACCUGUAGAUAUGAAAAAUCGAAUUUUAUAGUUGUUCUUGGUUGUAUGUCAGAUGGUUCUAAAUUACUCCCUCUAAUUCUUUUUAAACUUAAAAAUGUAUCACGGCUUGAAUUUCUAAUGGGAGUAAAAAUUAGAACUAAUCAAAAAGGUUGGAUAAACACUGAUGAAAUGUUAUUUUGGAUUGAGAAUGUGUGGAACUACCAUGCACCUCAUUCUGUUGAUCCACGUUCUUUGUUAAAGCUUGAUUUAUUUCAUGUUUGGGAUGAUAUUGAUCUAACACUUAUUAGACUUGCGUUUAAGUGUUGUGGAAUUUCAAAUAAUCAUGAUGGUUCUGAAGACAUACAAAUUUUUGAUUAUAAUUUCUCAAAAGCGAACAGUUCUACAUCUUAUAUUUUUAGUGAAGAAGAAAAUUCUAAUGAAUCGGUUGAAAAUCAUGAAGGGUCUAGUAAAUCGGAUAAAAACUAUGAAGGGUCAAAUCAAUUGAUAGAAAGUUGUGAUAAUGAUGAAGGCUUUGGUCAAUCUUCUGAAAAUAAUUUUAUUUCAGAUUUUGGUGAUAAAAAUUUUGACGAGCAUUAUAAUGAUUUGGAG